AUGAGAUUUGAGGUUAAUUUGUCAAUAAUUUCCAUAGGGGACUGUCUUGGUCAAAUUCAUAAAGUGGAGUGGCUAAAUUGGUCGAUUAGACCAAAAAUUGAAAUUAGGGAAAAGGGGUCAGGUCUCCGUUUUCUUCAAUUUGAGAAAAAGAAACAACCGAUCGAAGAAAGGGAUCUAAUGGUGUUCGAUCGGGAAAAGAAGCAGGGGGAGGAUCUCUGGGGUUUCGCUGGACCGAAGGAAAAAGAAGAAAAGAAGCAGGAAGUUGCUAUCGAUUCUUGGUGGGUGAAGAACUUGCUAGUCUUGAUUGGCUUUAUGGGUGCUCCUAAGCAGAAAUGGACAUUUGAAGAAGAAGCAGCUCUAAAAGCUGGAGUUCUUAAGCAUGGAGCAGGAAAAUGGUGCACAAUUCUUAAAGAUCCAAAGUUUAGAAGUGUGUUAUACCUGCGCUCUAAUGUGGAUAUUAAGGACAAAUGGAGGAACAUGAGUGUAAUGGAAAAUGGAUGGGGAUCUAAGGAGAAGGCUAGGUUAGCCCUGAAAAGAGUGCAACAUGUCCCUAAGGAUGACAACCUUCUCUCACUCACAACUGCUGAUCCCAGUGAUGAAGACUCGGGUGAUGUGAGGCCUCUUCAGUCUUCUAGUGGUUCUCCACAAGUUGGUGCUUCAAAAAGAUCUAUGAUAAGGCUGGACAAUCUUAUAAUGAAGGCAAUAAACAACUUGAAGGAGCAUGGUGGCUCUAAUAAGACUACCAUUGGCACAUACAUAGAGGUAUAUUUGGGUGAGCAGUAUGUGAACAACCCUACACUUUCUGAUGUAACUUUAAUGAUUGAAGGCAAAAGGUUUUAUGCUCACAUAAUCUGCUUGCUUGCUUCUUCUGAUGCGUUUCAGGCAAUGUUUGAUGGUGGUUAUAGGUUUGGUUGCAUUCUAGGAGAGAGAUGCAAAAGAUAUUGGGAGACAUUUGAGAAAAUGAUUAGGUGCAUUUACACUGGAUCAGUGGAAGUGGAUUUAAGAAUAGCCCAGGAUCUCCUUAGAGCUGCCGACCAAUAUCUUCUAGAUGGUGUGAUAGAUUUUCAAGACGUUUCAUUGCAGCCAUUCAAGGGACACAAGAAAGAGAUCAUUCUUCAGAAAGGAUCGGUAUGUUCUCAUGAAAGGUAUGGAAUUGUAGAAGGGUGA
This is a messenger RNA of Lactuca saligna, 1167 nucleotides long. The record is from the annotation of a GenBank genome assembly. NCBI's taxonomy places the organism in Eukaryota, Viridiplantae, Streptophyta, Magnoliopsida, Asterales, Asteraceae.